Molecule: messenger RNA, 1247 nt
Organism: Condylostylus longicornis
Lineage: Eukaryota; Metazoa; Arthropoda; Insecta; Diptera; Dolichopodidae
Product: acyl-coenzyme A diphosphatase NUDT19-like
Exons: 6
Coding region: 138-1190 (350 amino acids)
Cellular component (GO): mitochondrion
Molecular function (GO): hydrolase activity, acting on acid anhydrides, in phosphorus-containing anhydrides
Source: RefSeq, a predicted model, not a curated record
AUUUAUUUUUAAGUCAGGUUCUUUUUGACAAUAUUUUAGGCUGCAUUUACGGAAGGGGAAAAUUUACGCAAAAAUUUAACCUAUUUUUUUUUAUUUACAAUAUUUAGAUAUUUUUUUAUUUCGUCUCGUACAAUAAAAUGGCUAAAUUGUGGAAAGAAUCUGCGACACUGAUAUUACUUGCCCGAAAUGCUAAUAAUGCUUUUAUCCACAAUUACAAUUACAAAGUGCUCUUGUUCACUAGGACUGAUAAAACCGCUUUUAUGUCUGGUAGUGCAUGCUUUCCAGGUGGAGCAAUAGAUAAAAAUGACGAGAGUAAAAAAUGGAUCAACCACUUUAAUAAGUAUGGUAUAAGUGAAAAUCAACUACAACAGAAUUUUAAAAAUAAGGGAAACCGUCCUCCAAUCUUUAAAAAUAAUUUUAACGCAAUAGAUCGGGAAAUUUCGUUAAGAAUUAAUGCAAUUAGAGAGACAUUUGAGGAAGUAGGAGUGUUAUUAUGCAGGAAAAAAUCUGAAUUAGAUUUUUCGAAAUCAAACGGUUUUGGUAAUUUUCAUGAAAAUUUCGAUCGUAUAAAAUGGCAAGAAGUUGUUCACAAUGACGCUUCCAGGUUUUUGGAGUUAUGUGAAACACUUGAUGUUGUUCCAGAUGUGUGGAACUUAAGUGAAUGGUCGGAUUGGCUUACUCCAGCUUCAUUUAGUGCAAGACGUUUUGAAACAGCUUUCUUUAUUGUUAUGCUUAAUACCUUUCCGAAUGUUCACGGGGAACCGCACGAAGUAAAAAAUAUUUAUUGGGAUACACCUGAAAGAUAUUUUGAUAUGCAUAAAUCUGAAAAGUUGUGGAUUCCGCCACCACAGUUUUAUGAAUUGAAAAAGUUGUCAAAUUUUCAUUCAAUCGAUGAUAUAAUUAAUUUAGUUAAAAAACGUUCAAAUGAGGGUCUAACUUUAUUUUUACCAGUAAAUUAUGCAUGUAAAGACGGAAUGGUAGCUGUUAUGCCGGGUGAUGAUAUGUAUCCUGAUAAUCCAAAUGAUCAAACAUCAACUAUAACUGUUGAAAAAACAAUGGAAGAAUUUCGAAAAACAUCUAAAAAUUUGCAUCGUAGUGAAUAUGGAACUUUUUACGAUACAACUUUUCAUAUGAAUAUUGAGCCUCUUGAUGGUUAUGUGUUUCCUAAGCAUAAAAGACCAAAAUUAUAAAUGUUGAUUUAUAAAAUUUUUUAUAUGAAUAAAGCAAUGUUUUUAUUUUUAUACAUA